Phragmites australis (common reed) is the source of this 2848-nucleotide messenger RNA. RefSeq names its product putative metallophosphoesterase At3g03305. Lineage: Eukaryota; Viridiplantae; Streptophyta; Magnoliopsida; Poales; Poaceae. Gene Ontology annotation, molecular function: hydrolase activity. The transcript is spliced from 4 exons. Bases 35 to 2239 code for a protein of 734 amino acids. The record is from RefSeq and is a predicted model, not a curated record.
CAUCUCCCUUUCACCUCCCCUCUGCGCGUUAGCCAUGGAGACGCGCAGGAAGCGGCUUCUCCCCAUCCUCCUGGCCCUUGUCGCCACUGCGGUCGCCCCGUCCGCCGCUGCCGGUGACGAGAGGGAGGUGGUGGAGGUGUCCGGCGCUCCGGACGGGGUGGUGUGGGCGGUCCAGCUCUCGGAUCUCCACUUCAGCGUCCACCACCCGGAGCGCGCCUACGACUUCCGGCGGUAUGUCGGCCCGGCGCUCGCCAUGGUCAACCCUUCCCUCGUCCUUAUCACCGGAGACCUGACUGAUGGAAAAAGCAAAGAUCUGUUAACAAUGAAGCAAAACGAGGUGGAAUGGAUGGAAUACAAAAGUACAAUCAAGGAUAUCAUUGAAACCAGCCAGCUUCCAAGAAGAAUUUUCUAUGAUCUGAGAGGAAACCAUGAUAGCUUUGGUGUACCAACAUCUGGUGGGGUCUAUGACUUCUAUCAGAAGUAUAGCAUCAAUGCCAAUUUAAGACGGAAGGGGCGUGUGCAAAGCAUUACGUUGGAGAAUAGUGGUCGGAAGCAUCUAUUUGUUGGCUUUGAUACCACAAUGGAGAUUGGUCUCAGAGGCCCGACAAAUGUAUUUGGGCAUCCAACUGAUGAGCAGCUUAUAGAAUUGGAUCAAGCAUUGUCGCAGUGGGACACGGACUUCAACAAGGCUCCAGUGACAAAAAUUGUAUUUGGGCACUUCCCGAUGUCUUUCUCAGCGUUAACAGAGUCAGGUAAAAGUAUGAAGGAUGUUUUUCUAAAGCACUCAUUGGCAGCAUACUUGUGUGGGCAUCUUCAUACAAGGUUUGGGAAGAAUUUGAAAUGCUACUAUCGUAGAACAGUUCAGGAACCGUCAUUAUCAGAACAUUAUUACCAAUUUAACAUGCAACAAGGUUAUGCAAUCCAGAGUAAUAAAGAAAACUGUUCCGAAGAAGCAGCUCAUAUUGAAGAGUUCUGGGAGUGGGAGAUGGGUGAUUGGAGGAAGAGCAGAACUAUGAGGAUAUUAGCAAUUGAUGAUGGUUAUAUCUCCUAUACUGAUAUAGAUUUCAGAUUAGGCUCAAAGAGCAUAAUUGUACUACCUACCUUUCCUGUUGAUUCAAGAUUCAUGCAGAGAGCUUCUGCUUCUCGCGAUUUCAAAUGUCACAUCAUGGGGCCGACAACUUUUGAUACAGUGAGGGCUCUUGUAUUCUCUAAACACGAGAUAGUAUCUGUUUCAGUAAAGAUAUAUGACUCAAGACCAGGAACUCUUGAAGUAGUCUUUGACUCCGAAAUGAAAAGGGUGGAUUCCAAUGAAACUAGAGGACACAUGUAUUUAGUUCCAUGGAACUGGAGGGCAUUUGAAGAUCCCUCUCCCAACCGAUAUUGGCUCCAAAUUGAAGUGAUGGAUAUAACAGGUGACACUAGUGUCAGCCAGUUGAGGCCAUUCUCUGUAAAUGGCUUGGCUGCAAGAGUCAGCUGGACAUGGAAGGAGUUUUUUGUGAUGGGUAUUCAGUGGGCUUCAAUAUAUCAUCCUGCACUCUGGUGUUUUUUCUCUCUGAUUUUUUCAUUGCUUCUUGUACCGCAAGUUUCAGCUAUGGUAUUUAAAGAUCAGUUCACAUAUAAGUAUCUGUGCUCAAACGGUAAUCAGCAGACAUUGUUGAAGUAUCUAGUUGGUGGUUUCAUCUGGCUCUUUGUUGAACUGGCUAGGGUGGUUCUUGUAUGGUUUUUGCUCUUGGUGUAUAUUAUCUAUUUAGUUGUCUUCCCUUGGCUGUUUGGUCACCCUAUUACUGAGGAUGGUAACCUGACAUACAUGACAUAUAAAAGCUGGAUUCUUAAAAGACUCAAUAGUGGCAACGAAGUAGUCCAUGCUGGAACUCCAGAUGUCAUGGUCAUUGUUCUACCUCACCUAUGUUUUGUGUUAUUACCCACAAUUGUGAUUUUAGCUGCCAUGGCUGCUGAGAGAACAGCGUAUCGAGAGCAUUAUCUUUUGCGGUCAGGAAAAAAGAAAGAUGAUUACUACCAAAAGAGCAGGAGACAAAUAGAACAUGAAUUUUUUUGGAAUGGUCGCUGGAUUAGGAAAUUUCUCUGUCUUCUCUGCCUGGUGGUUCUAUGGAAACAUUGGAAGCAUUGCAGAGCUCUUGUGAAGGCUUAUACAAUGAAUCCUUUGCUCCAUUCGCCAGUACAUUUCUUCUUCAUUCCUGCACUCAUAGUGUUUGCCAUCUACAAGACAUCGUCCAUUUAGCAGUUUGGGAGCUCCGAAGGUGCUCUGUACUAAAUUGUCCUACAAAUGGAUGAUACCAUGGUGUACCAGAUUGCCCGUUGGAGCAUCACAAAUCGAGCAUCUAUCUAUGUAGACUAUAACUCACAACUGAAGGAGUGUGCUACCUCUAUUUUUUCUCUUUUUCGGAGAGCUGUUUUGUUAGAUUGUCUAACAUAUAUAAAGAUGUUGUCAGCAUUGUGCAGCACAUAAUUGAGAGACUACGGCAUUUCGCUCGGAUGGACAGUUAUGACUGAGCCAAGUGAAAGAAAGAACUUUUUUGUUUCUUCAUCUUUUGCAGCUGGUACAAUGAGAGCUGCCCACGCAACAUGGUACUAUAAAAGUGGAUUCCUGCUUCGCCGGAGCACGUGAAGAUCGCACACUCUCAAAAGAGAAGAGGACCCCAGUUCUUCGCAUUUGCAGUCUGCUUGGGAGGUUCACUCGUGUGCCAGUUCCGUUCAUAACGUGCGUGCUGUGCAGACAUGCCAGAUCUCUGCUGUUCUUGGUAGCAAUUGCUUGAGGUUUUGCGUCCUGCCAACCAUUCUUUGCAACUUUCUGUGCUUGGUACUAUCGAUCGCUUGGCGGUUGGCACUA